Symbiodinium sp. CCMP2456 is the source of this 600-nucleotide messenger RNA. Lineage: Eukaryota; Dinophyceae; Suessiales; Symbiodiniaceae. The record is from the annotation of a GenBank genome assembly.
AUGUGGAGGACGGACCUGGACGAACAUGCAUUCCACUUGGCCGUGGACAAAGGAACCUUGGACUAUCUUCUUUGCGGGGAGGUGGCGCUGGUGCUCAGCGCACUGCGAAACGUCCGCGCGGCCCUCGCUCCAUGUGGCGUUCUGCUAGUGGUGUCAAUACAUCCACUACCACUGUGGCAGGCCUUGUUCGCCGCACUACGCGAGACGGCACCCGGCCUGGGCUUUGAAGAGUUGAAGACUUGGUCCGUCGAGAACCGAGGUGACCGUGCAACCAGCUGUCUGGCGUUGCGCGCUCCCCCUGCUGGUGGUGUAAUGUCCGGUGCAGAGGAUGCGGUGACGCAAGUGCUGGACAAGCACUUCACAGCUGAGGCGCCGCUUCUCACCCCCCGGUGGCGUGCAGCGCUGCACAAACGCUGGGGCGAUCCGGAGACUCGGCGCGGGCCUGCGGACGCGCAUGCCCUGCUGUUCCCUUCAGCAGCGGAGCAGGCCGAGUAUCCUCUGGAGCUCUUUCUCGAAGAUCUUUCAGCCGGCCGCGACGCUGCAACGGAGGUGUUGCUGUCUUUGGCGGACGCCGAGGAGUUCCUGCGGCAGAACCAAUAG